AUGCUACGCUCUUCAAUUGCACCCUCCCGCCAGCUAUUUUCCCCCGUCGCUGGGCGUCAAUGCCAGUUAACCUCUCGGGUAAAGCGAGGAGUGGUUGGCAAGAGAUACUUCUCGAAUCAUAGAAGCUCUGUUGUUGCCCCGAGAUGCAUUGCCGCACCCAAUAUCCAAGUCAAUGGACGCAACACAUUUAGCACCAGUGCUAUCCUUGCAAACGACCCCGACGUCCGAUCUCCCCCAUCGCCAUCUUCAAAGUCUACUAUUCCACCUGAAGGUGUACCUCGACCUCCACCUCCCUACCCUGCCCAAACGUCACCUGGCUCCUCCGUGGAUGGAGCUGCAACGCUGUCUAAACCUCCGUCCGAGACAAACACUCCACCACCACCUCCUCCUCCUCCGUCCAAGACGAAGGGAGGGCUACGCCGGUUUCUUACUUAUCUAAUUCUUACUACUGGCCUGGCGUAUGCUGGAGGAAUCUGGUUAUCUCUAAAAUCAGACAACUUCCAUGAUUUCUUUACCGAGUACAUUCCCUACGGAGAGGAGGCUGUUUUAUAUGUUGAGGAACAGGAUUUCCGUCGCCGCUUCCCUAAUGCCACCCGACAAAUUACCACGCGCACUAUUGAGCCACGGCAUGAAGGCCAAAAUGUAACGAUUCCCGGUAAAAGUGGGCUCUCCUGGAAGGUGGCUGGGCCGGAGAAAGAAUCGGUUCAAGGAAGCGAUGUGACUCGGAAUGGCAGGCAUAUGAGCGCUGUGGGAUCUGAGAAAGCGAAAGAAGCGGCCAAGGCACCGGCUGCUGAACAGCUUGAGCCUAAGAACAGUCCUACAUCGGCUACAAAGGAGAAACCCACACUAGCAACUGAAGCUAAGAGCGGAGAUGGUAAAAAAACAGCUUUGGAACAGCCCAUGACUCCAGUCAUAUCUACUCCAACUAUGGUUGAUCCUGUAGCUAUAGCCGGUGCUGAAGAGCCUGCCGUUCAGGAACUCAUGAGGAUCGUCAAUAGCCUCAUCGCUGUUAUAAAUGCAGAUGAGUCGUCUUCGCGAUUUACAACUAUUCUAUCCAAAUCGAAAGAAGACUUCCAAAAGCUCGGUGACCAUAUCCUUGCAAUUAAGCAAGAUGCCCAAAAACUUGCUCAAGAAGAGAUUGAUAGCGCUCGUGCGGAAAUGGAAGUUAAAGCCAAUGAGCUUAUUCGACGAAUUGACGAAGUGCGGUCUGAUGAUGCUGCGCAGUUCCGCGAAGAGUACGAAACGGAGCGUGAGAGACUGGCCGCUGCCUACCAGGAUAAAAUUAAAACCGAACUUCAAAGAGUAAAUGAUGUCGCUGAGCAACGAUUGCGAAAUGAACUUGUUGAGCAAGCUAUUGAGCUAAAUCGCAAAUUUCUCAAUGAUAUCAGAGUUCUUGUCGAAAAUGAGCGGGAAGGGCGCCUCAGCAGACUUUCCGAGUUAACAACAGGAGUUGAGGAGCUAGAAAAUCUCACGGCAGAAUGGAACACCGUUGUGGACACGAAUUUGAGGACACAACAACUCCAAGUUGCAGUUGAUGCCGUUCGCAGUGCCCUUGAAAGCUCUGAGGUCCCAAGGCCAUUCAUUAACGAGCUCGUUGCUGUCAAGGAACUUGCAUCGGAAGACCCCAUCGUGGAUGCUGCCAUUUCAUCUAUCAAUGCUGCUGCCUAUCAACGAGGUAUUCCGUCUUCGGCUCAGGUCGUCGAUAGGUUUAGACGCUUAGCUACCGAGGUUCGCAAAGCCAGUCUCCUACCUGAAAAUGCAGGCAUUGCCAGUCACGCUGCCAGCUACAUGAUGAGCAAGGUUAUGUUCCCGAAACAGGGCUCUGAUGAUGGAGAUGACGUCGAGAGUGUCCUUACUCGAACUGAAGCGCUACUGGAAGCUGGCAGAUUUGAUGAGGCGGCUCGUGAGAUGAACUCGUUACAAGGGUGGUCAAAGAUAUUGAGUAAGGAUUGGUUAGCAGACGUUAGGAGGGUAUUGGAAGUGAAGCAGGCCCUUGAGAUCAUUGAAACCGAAGCCCGUCUUCAAUGCCUUCAAGUAGAGUAG
Molecule: messenger RNA, 2043 nt
Organism: Ophidiomyces ophidiicola
Lineage: Eukaryota; Fungi; Ascomycota; Eurotiomycetes; Onygenales; Onygenaceae
Gene: MIC60
Product: MICOS complex subunit mic60
Exons: 3
Coding region: 1-2043 (680 amino acids)
Biological process (GO): cristae formation
Cellular component (GO): MICOS complex
Source: RefSeq, a predicted model, not a curated record